AUGCAAUGGCUUACCCGUGAUAUUGCUGCUCGCCUAGCCAUUCGCAACCAUCUGCCAGUAGCUGAAUGCGAGCAUUUUGACCAGGCAAAGACUGCUAAGGCCCUCUAUGACGCUGUUGUUGCACGUUACUCUUCCCCUGCCACUGCAGCGCUUAGUCGCCUAUUCCUUACCUACCUUAUCCCCGACCUGUCCUCAUUCGCCACUGUAGACAACCUCCUCUCCCACCUUCGCGCUAUGGACAUUCGUUACAGUGCUGUCCUCCCUGCUGAGUUUCUCCCCAAGAACGAGCCCCUGAUCUACAUCACUCUCCACUUUAUAGUGACCCGCCUCCCUGACUCUCUUAGUGCAGUCCGGGACACCCUUCUCGCUCUCCCCUCGACAGACCUCACUAUCGACCUGCUAGGGAAGCACCUUCUUGCAGCUGAGGCUAACAUAGUCGCUGUAGGUGCUACCCGUGGCACCCCUCGCACGCCCUUCUUUGAGGGGUGCUCCCCCUCCCCCCUUGCCCCCUCUGUUGCCUCUGCCGCUGCUGUCGACUUCCUUGGUGCUGAGGAGGUCGGGGCUGCUUCCGCUCCUAGUGGGAAGCGCCGCAGCGGCAAGGGCAAGGGAGGCAAGGGUGGUGGGAGUGGCGACGAGGGGGUGGUGGUGGAGGUGGUUGGGGUGGCGGAGGUGGUGGAGGUGGCGGUGGGAGUGGUGGAGCGAGUGGGGGCGUCGGCGGCGGAGGUGGCGGCGGCGGCGGAGGUGGUGGUGGCAGGUCGUGGUGGCAGUGGGAGCAGUGGUGGCGGGAGUGGCAGCGGCGGGAGUGGUGGUAGCGGCGGUGGUGGUGAUCGCUCUGGCGCAGUUCAGCGGCAGCAGCAGCAGCGUCCGCGUGAGACCCUUUCGUCCGAGCAGCUUUGUGAGUGGCUUGCUCACCCUGCGGCGUCUAGGGGUAGUGGUAGUGGUCGCUGCUCGCACGUUAUUCGCACAGGUCCCCGCGCUGGUCAGACGUUCGAGAAGUUUCACACCCAGCACCGCUGUUUCUCCCGCCUAGACGACGCUUGGCGUCAGGAGAUGGGCGACGAGAAUGAGCUGCCCCGCUGGGCAGAGCUGCUUUAG
Closterium sp. Yama58-4 is the source of this 1095-nucleotide messenger RNA. Lineage: Eukaryota; Viridiplantae; Streptophyta; Zygnematophyceae; Desmidiales; Closteriaceae. The record is from the annotation of a GenBank genome assembly.